GAAGAACGCUUUUCUAUUCCAUCCAAAUCCAUCCAGCAGAAAAAACACUUCAAAGCGGAUCGCUGGUUAGCACAAUAUUCCCAAAUACAAGCUCCGUUCGGCCACAGCAUAUGACGGUCUUCUGAGGCGUCAUCAUGUUUGAGGCUCAUGUGUUGCAUCUGCUUCGAAAGUAUUUGGGAGAAUAUGUUCAUGGACUUUCUGCAGAAGCUCUAAGGAUAAGUGUCUGGAAAGGUGAUGUCGUUCUUAAAGACUUGAAGUUGAAGGCUGAGGCACUUAAUUUACUAAAGCUUCCUGUCACUGUCAAAGCUGGCUUUGUUGGUACGAUAACAUUAAAGGUCCCGUGGAAGAAUCUGGGCAAAGAACCUGUUAUUGUUCUUAUAGAUCGUGUCUUUGUUCUUGCCAAUCCUGCUCCCGAUGGAUGGAUGCUCAAGGAGGAAGACAGGGAAAAACUCUUUGAAGCCAAACUUCAACAGAUUGAGGAAGCAGAAUCGACAAUCCUUGAAGCAAAAGCUAGAUCAAAGCAGGAAAAUCCACCUGUUGGAAAUUCAUGGUUGGGUUCUUUAAUUUCUACCAUAAUUGGAAAUCUCAAGAUUUCCAUCAGUAAUGUGCAUAUCAGAUAUGAAGAUUCCAUCAGUAAUCCGGGACAUCCAUUUUCUUCAGGAAUUACCCUAGCAAAGCUUGCUGCUGUUACGAUGGAUGAACAGGGUAAUGAAACCUUUGAUACCAGUGGUGUGUUGGAUAAAUUGCGAAAGUCUUUGCAACUUGAGAGGUUAGCUGUUUAUCAUGACUCCGACAUCCUUCCCUGGAAGAUUGAUAAGAAAUGGGAAGAUCUUAGUCCGGAGGAAUGGAUUGAGAUAUUUGGAGAUGGCAUUAAAGAACCUUUAUCUGAUCGUGGAAUGGUUUCUGUUUGGGCUUGUAAUCGCAAAUACAUGGUCUCACCUAUUAAUGGAGUUCUUAAAUAUUAUCGUCUUGGAAAUCAAGAAUUAAAGGAGACAGAAAUUCCUUUGGAGAAGGCAUCACUUGUUGUCAGCGAUGUUUCUUUAGUGAUUACAGAGGCCCAGUAUCAUGAUGUUAUAAAACUUAUGGAAGUCAUAUCGAGAUAUAAGACACAUGUUGAUGUAUCUCACUUGAGACCCUUUGUGUCAGUUUCAGAGAAUCCUCAUCUUUGGUGGCGUUAUGCUGCUCAGGCCAGUCUGCGGCAAAAAAAAAUGGGCUAUCAAUUCUCAUGGGACAGAAUUCGGUACCUUUGUCAACUUCGUCGGCGUUAUAUUCAACUAUAUGCUGCUUCGCUGCAGCAGUUGCCAAACGUUGAUCAUUCUGAAAUGAGGGAUAUUGAGAAAGAUCUGGAUUCUAAAAUAAUCCUUUUAUGGAGGUUACUUGCACAUGCUAAGGUUGAAUCUGUAAGAUCAAAAGAAGCAGCACAAAGAAGGAGGCAAAUGAAGAGAAGCUGGUUUUCUUUUAGAUGGGGUACUUCCUCUGAAGAUUUCUCUGAUGCAAAUUCUCCAGAGGGAUCACAGUUGAUGGAGGAAAGGCUGACUAAAGAAGAAUGGCAGGCAAUUAAUAAAUUAUUGAGCUACCAGCCUGAUGAAGAGUUGGCUUUCCAUUCAGGAAAGGAUGGGCAGAAUAUCAUGCGGUUUUUGGUGAAUGUCUCUAUUGGUCAGGCGGCUGCACGUAUCAUUGAUAUCAAUGAGACCGAGAUUAUUUGUGGUAGAUUUGAAGAACUUCAUGUCACCACCAAGGUUUAUAGUCGAAGCACCCAUUUUGAUGUGUCAUUGAGAUUCUAUGGCUUAUCUGCUCCUGAAGGUUCACUUGCACAGAGUUUUAUCAGUGAGAAGAAGGUGAAUGCUUUAGCUGCAAGUUUUGUGCAUUCACCAGUUGGGGAGAAUGUAGACUGGCUUCUUUCGGCGAAAAUUUCUCCAUGCCAUGUUACGGUGUUGCUGGAAAGUUGUGACCGGUUUUUAGAGUUUCUUAAGAGGAGUAAUGCAGUUAGCCCUACUGUUGCUUUGGAGACUGCAACUGCUUUACAGAUGAAGCUAGAGAAAGUGACUCGUAGAGCUCAAGAGCAGUUUCAAAUGGUGUUUGAAGAACAAAGCAGAUUUGCACUUGAUAUUGAUUUUGAUGCUCCUAAAGUUAGAGUUCCUCUGCGAACACAUUCAUCUACCAAAUGUGAUGGUCAUUUUCUUUUGGAUUUUGGUCAUUUCACACUGCACACCAAAAAUGAUCAGUGUGAUGAACAGAGGCAAAGCGUGUAUUCCCGUUUUUAUAUAUCUGGGCAAGACAUCGCUGCUUGCUUUAUGGAUUGCGGUCCAGACCAUGGGAAAUGUACCCUGGUCACUUCAACUUUUGGUAGUCAACUUUCUGGAUCACCUACCUCUAAAGAUAUGGAAAAUUUCCUUCCUCUGGUGGAUAGGUGUGGGAUGGCAGUGAUUAUUGAUCAGAUCAAAAUUCCUCAUCCAAGUUACCAGUCAACACGGGUUUUCAUUCAAGUGCCCAGUCUUGGAAUUCACUUCUCACCAGCUAGGUAUUGCCGAAUUUUGGAAUUAUUAAAUAGAAUCUAUAGUAUGCUGGAAAACAGAGGUCAGAAUACCAGUGAAUAUUCCCAAAUUGGUCUGGCACCUUGGAGUCCUGCAGAUCUUGCUACCGAGGCUAAAAUUCUCGUUUGGAGGGGACUUGGUAAUUCUGUAGCUGAGUGGCAGCCUUGUUUUAUUGUGUUAUCUGGACUGUAUCUUUAUGUCUUGGAGUCUGAAGUGUCCCAGAGUUACCAAAGAUGUGCAAGUAUGGCUGGUCGACAAAUAUAUGAAGUUCCGCCAACAAGUAUUGGUGGUUCUGCAUUUUCUAUUGCUGUGGCCUUUAGAAGAAUGGACUCUCUGAAGGCUCUGGAAUCUUCUAGCACCUUGAUUAUAGAGUUUGUAGACGAAGAAGUGAAAGCUACUUGGCUGAGAGGACUUACACGAGCCACUUAUAGAGCUUCUGCACCUCCAUCUGUUGAUGUACUUGAAGAAACAAGUGAUGGUGUGAAUGAACUAACUGAACCUCAACCUACUAAUUUUAAAACAGCCGACCUUGUUAUUAAUGGGAUAUUGGUGGAAACAAAGUUCCUAAUAUAUGGAAAGACUGGAGGUAAAGAUUCUGAGCAAGUCGAAGAAAAGCUAAUUCUUGAGAUAAUCGCUGGUGGCGGAAAGGUACACCUUAUUCAUUGGGGUGGGGAUCUUACGGUCAAGACAAAGCUACAUUCCCUUAAAAUUAAAGAUGAGCUUCAAGGUUGUUUAUCUACAUCUCCACAGUAUCUAGUCCGUUCUGUGCUGAAAGAUGACAUUAUAGUUGCUUCUCCUAGUGUAAAGGCUAAUGAGAAAGAGUUGUCUACGGUGUUUCUGGAGGAGGAUGAUAUUUUCAAAGAUGCUUUGCCAGAUUUCACAUGCAUCCUUGAUCCUGUGUUUUGUUCUGACACAAAGUUGGAUACUUUGGAUGUCAGUGACCCCUGUGAUGGGGUUGAUUCCAUUGAAGCUUUGAUGCAGGAUACUACAACAAAGAGGAAGGGAGUUUUACAUGAGAUGUUCUAUGAAGCAGAAGAAAAUGGUACAUCUGAUUUUGUGGUUGUUAACUUUUCAACAAUAGAUCCCGGUUCGCCUGUUUAUGAUGGUAUUGAUACGCAGAUGAGCAUUCGCAUGUCCAAACUGGAAUUCUUCUGCAACAGGCCUACUCUUGUUGCUUUAAUUGGCUUUGGCUUGGACCUGAGCUCUGCAGGUUCUGCUGUAAGCUACACAGAAGAAAAUGAUAUUCCAAGAGUUGAAGCUUCUCAUAGCAGAGAAAAGGCAGAAGAAAAUGCGCGCUCUUUUGUUAAAGGAUUGUUAGGUUUCGGUAAAGGCCGUGUAGUAUUUCGUCUAAAUAUGGAUGUUGACAGUGUGUACGUUUUUCUCAAUAAGGAGGAUGGUUCUCAGCUUGCAAUGUUUGUGCAAGAAAGCUUUCUGUUGGAUCUGAAGGUUUAUCCAAGUUCUUUUUCUAUAGACGGGACACUAGGAAAUUUCAAGCUCUGUGAUAUGUCCCUUGGAGCAGAUCAUCGGUGGGGUUGGCUUUGUGAUAUACGUAAUCAAGGAGUCGAAUCCCUUAUCAAGUUUACAUUUAAUUCGUAUAGCGCUGAAGAUGAUGAUCAUGAAGGAUAUGAUUAUAGCUUGCGUGGCCGCCUUUCUGCAGUACGCAUUGUUUUCCUCUAUAAGUUUGUUCAGGAGAUAACUUCGUACUUCAUGGAACUUGCCACUCCACAUUCUGAAGAAGCAAUUAAGCUUGUUGAUAAAGUGGGGGGUUUUGAGCAGCUGAUUCACAAGUAUGAGAUAGAUGGAGCCACUGCACUAAAGCUGGAUCUUUCACUGGAUACCCCAAUAAUUAUCAUACCGAAGGAUUCAAAGAGUAAAGAUUUCUUGCAACUUGAGUUGGGCCAGCUACAAGUGAGAAAUGAAUUCAGCUGGCAUGGCUGCCCAGACAAUGAUCCUUCGGCUGUUCAUCUUGAUGUUCUUCACGUUGAGAUAGUCGGAAUCAACGUGGCUGUCGGAGUCGAUAGUCAUAUAGGGAAGCCGAUGAUACAAGAAGCACAAGGGCUUCAUUUUUAUGUACGCCGCAGUUUGAGGGAUGUUUUCAGGAAAGUUCCAACAUUUUCUGUUGAAGUUAAGGUUGGUUCAUUGCAUGUUGUGAUGUCUGAUAAGGAAUAUAGUGUUAUUCUCGAUUGUUCAUACAUGAAUAUAAACGAAGAGCCGAAGCUUCCUCCCAGUUUCCGCAGCAAUAUAUCUGAUCCAAAUGAUACGAUACGCAUGCUAGCUGACAAAGUCAAUAUUAAUAGUCAGAUCUUCCUGUCACGUACUGUUACUAUCGCAGCAGUUGAAGUCAACUCUGCUUUACUGGAGUUGUGUAGUUGCAUUGACGAGGAAUCACCUCUAGCUCACAUUGCUGUAGAAGGUCUUUGGGUGUCAUACCGUAUGACUUCAUUGUCUGAAACAGAUUUUUAUGUAACUAUUCCUUUAUUUUCCAUUGUGGAUAGUCGUCCUGAUACAAAACCUGAAAUGCGCCUGAUGCUUGGAUCUUCUUCUAAUGUAUCUGGACAAUGUCUUCCUGUUUCUCUUAGUAAAAGUGCUUCUGUGAAGAUGAACUCUGAAGUUGCUUCUGACAUGGAUUUCCCAAAUUCAACUAUGUUGUUAAUGGACUACAGACUACGGUCUUCUUCAAGGUCAUUUGUGGUUCGCGUGCAGCAGCCUCGAGUUCUUGUUGUUCUGGACUUUCUUCUUGCUGUAGGUGAGUUUUUUGUGCCAAGUUUGGGAGCAGUGACAGGCAGAGAGGAUAUGCUGGAUCCUAAGAAUGAUCCUAUAAAUAGAAAGAACUGCAUAUUACUCUCAUCAUUUAUAUACAAGCAGAGGGAAGAUGUGGUGCGUCUGUCACCAUAUAGGCAGUUAAUAGCUGAUGCCCACGGGGUAGAUGGAUACACAUAUGAUGGCUGUGGGGGCACAAUCUGUUUAAGUGAGGAAAUCGAUCUGAAAGAAACAUCAGCUUUUAGAUUUCUGCCCAUUAUUGUUGUUGGAUGUGGUAAGAAGCUGCGGUUCAUGAAUGUAAAAAUAGAGAAUGCUGCCCUUUUGAGGAAGUAUGUGUACUUGAGCAAUGACAGCAGCUACUCAGUUUCUGUAGAAGAUGGUGUUGACCUCCUUUUCUUAGAAAGUUUCUCCUCUGAUAGUGAGAGAAAGAGUAUUGACCAUUUUCACGGAUCAAUAGAGUCACCAUCAGCUCCUGUUGCACACAAUAAUAGUGAUUUGAGUCAGAUACAAAAUUUUACUUUUGAAGCCCAGGUUGUCUCUCCUGAGUUCACCUUUUACGACAGUACAAAGUCAUUCCUUGAUGAUUCUUUGCAUGGUGAAAAGCUUCUCCGGGCAAAAAUGGAUCUGAGCUUCAUAUAUGCUUCAAAAGAAAGUGAUACUUGGAUACGAGCCCUGGUGAAAGAUCUUAUGAUUGAGGCUGGUUCAGGUCUCAUUAUUCUUGAUCCAGUGGACAUUUCUGGGGGAUAUACUUCUGUUAAAGAGAAGACAAAUAUAUCUGUGAUAUCUACAGAUGUAUGCAUCCACCUUUCACUGAGUGUUAUUUCCCUUGUCAUUAAGCUGCAAAAUCAGGCAGUUGCAGCACUACAAUAUGGAAAUGCAGAUCCACUGGCUUCUUGCACCAAUUUUGAUCGACUUUGGAUGUCCCCAAAAGGAAAUGGGCCUGGUUACAACCUUACCUUUUGGAGGCCCCGAGCUCCCUCAAACUAUGUUAUAUUGGGUGAUUGCGUAACAUCAAGGCCUAUCCCUCCGUCACAAGCAGUACUGGCAGUUGGUAAUACUUAUGGGCGUGUACGGAAACCUCUUGGUUUCAAGCUCAUUGGUUUCUUCUCUGAUAUUUAUGGAUUGGAAGGAGAUGAAGCCCAAUCUGAUGACGUCGGUGAUUGCUCACUUUGGUUACCCAUUGCACCACCCGGAUAUUCAGCAUUAGGGUGUGUAGCACACAUGGGAAACCAACCACCACCAAGUCACAUCGUUUAUUGCAUACGUUCUGAUCUGAUGACUAAUACAGUAUAUUCAGAGUGCAUUUUUAGUAUUCCAUCAAAUCCAAAGUUCUCCUCUGGAUUUAGCAUUUGGUGCCUUGAUAAUGUUGUUGGAUCAUUUUUUGCCCAUCCUGCUCCAGACUGCCCUUCCAGCACUGGUUGUGAGCUUGCUCAUAUUCUCUUAAGAAACUCGAACUGGUUCCGUUCUUCCUCAGAAAAUUCUGCAUCAGAUGGCAGUCAUAACCAAGGCUAUGGAGGUCAGCAAGGAAGUAAGGAGAGUGCUAGUUCCUCUGGUUGGGACAUUCUCAGAUCAAUUUCAAAAUCCAGUAAUUGUUAUAUAUCAACCCCACAUUUCGAGAGAAUUUGGUGGGACAAGGGUGGUGACCUUCGUCGAGCAUUUUCGAUAUGGAGACCAAUACCACGUCCUGGAUAUGCCAUACUUGGUGACUGCAUCGCUGAGGGCUUAGAACCGCCUGCUCUGGGAAUCAUUUUUAAGGAUGAUAAUCCCGAAAUAUCUGCAAAGCCUGUGCAAUUCACUAAAGUUGCCCAUUUGGUGACAAAAGGUCUUGAUGAAGCUUUCUUUUGGUACCCAAUUGCUCCCCCGGGUUACACUUCUUUAGGAUGUGUUGUAUCAAGAAAAGAUGAACCACCACCUAUAAGCUCCUUUUGCUGCCCACGUAUGGAUCUUGUUAACCAAGCUAACAUUCCAGAGGUUCCCAUUUCAACAUCUACCAGUUCAAAGGGUUCUCACUGCUGGAGCAUUUGGAAAGUUGAAAAUCAGGCCUAUAGUUUCCUUGCCCGUUCUGAUCUGAAAAAACCAUCUAGCCGUUUGGCUUACAGUAUAGGUGAUUCAAUGAAACUGAAGACACGGGAGAACAUAAGUGGUGAGAUUAAGCUAAGAUGCUUCUCUUUGACAGUGGUAGACAGCUUAUGUGGAAUGAUGACACCACUGUUUGAUACAACUAUUACAAACAUCAACCUUGCAACACAUGGUAGACUGGAAGCGAUGAAUGCGGUACUGAUAUCUUCAAUUGCUGCUUCCACAUUCAACACACAAUUAGAAGCAUGGGAACCGCUGGUGGAGCCGUUUGAUGGAAUAUUCAAGUUUGAAACAUAUAACACCAGUUUUGAUAUAACAUCAAGAGUCGGAAAGCGAGUGCGUGUUGCUGCAACAAGUAUUGUAAAUGUGAACAUUAGUGCUGCAAAUGUUGAGACUUUUGCAGAAACUAUAGUCUCAUGGAGAAAACAGGCAGAAUUUGAGAAGAAAUCUGUCAAAGUAAAUGAUGACGCUAGUAGCCAUCUCAGAGACGGAGUAGAUUCAGCUUUUUCAGCAUUGGAUGAAGAUUUUCGGACCAUGGUUAUAGAGAAUAGGCUUGGAUGUGAUAUUUAUCUCAAGAAAGUUGAGCAGAAUUCUGAAACUCUUGAGCUGCUACAUCAUGAAGACUGCAUUUCUGCAUGGAUGCCACCUCCAAGGUUUUCAGAUAGGCUGAAUGUUGCAGCUGAGUCUAGAGAAGCAUGCUGUUAUGUUGCUGUACAGAUAUCUGAGGCCAGGGGUCUACCUAUUGUUGAUGAUGGAAAUAGCCAUAACUUCUUCUGUGCUUUACGCCUUGUUGUUGAUAGUCUGGAAACUGAUCAGCAAAAGCUUUUCCCUCAGAGUGCAAGGACUAAAUGUGUGAAGCCUUCAAUUUCCAAGAAUAAUAACCUAACUGCAGGCACUGCCAAGUGGAAUGAAUUAUUCAUAUUUGAAGUUCCUCGGAAGGGACUGGCUAACUUGGAAGUUGAGGUGACAAACCUAGCAGCAAAAGCUGGAAAAGGUGAAGUUGUUGGUGCAUCUUCCAUUCCUGUUGGACCUGAUGUAAACAAGCUGAAGAAGGUGGCUUCAUUGAGGAUGCUGCAUCAGCCAUAUGAUGGUCAAAAGCUUGCCUCGUAUCCACUAACAAGAAGGGGCCAGCUGAGAACUGAUGAAGGAAUAAGUAGUUAUGGAUGUUUGCUUGUUUCUACUUGUUCUUUUGAAAGGAAGACAGUUGCAAACCUUCAUUGGGAGAUGGAAAGUGUGAAUCAGACUGAUAGGGACUCAGGUUUCUGGGUGGGUCUUGGCCCAGAGGGACCAUGGGAGAGCCUUCGAUCAUUAGUGCCAUUGUCAGUUACUCCUAAAACAUUGAAAGAAGAUUUCAUUGCCUUACAAGUUGUCAUGAAUAAUGGGAAGAAGCAUGCUAUAUUCAGGGGCCUUGCAACAGCCGUAAAUGACUCAGAUGUCAAGUUAGAUCUAUCUGUCUGUCCUAUUCCUAUGCUCCAUAACACUGCUCUUUCACCUUCAGAAUCAAGCAGUUACACUGUUAUUGGUCCAGGAUCAUCAACUGUCUUACCCUGGAGAAGUAUGGCCAAGGAUUCUGACUUAUGCUUGCAAGUUCGUCCUUUUGUCGAUUAUCCUCAGUCAUCAUACUCAUGGGGUCAUGCAGUUGCUGUGGGUUCCGGCUAUGCCUAUGAGAACAGCCAAUCCUUUGUCGACCGGAGUUCACUUUCUAGACAAAAUACCAUGAACCCAGGAAAUAUGAAUUCUAUUUUUACGUUUAGGUUGAAUCAGCUUGAGAAGAAGGAUAUUCUUUUGUAUUGCUCUCCUGGUAACAAUAGUAAGCAGUAUUUUUGGCUUAGUAUUGGCACAGAUGCCUCGGUGCUUCACACAGAACUAAAUGCACCUGUGUAUGAUUGGAAAAUUUCUAUCACUUCUCCUCUGAAAUUGGAGAACAGGCUUCCUUGUCCUGCAGAAUUUACCAUCUGGGAGAGAACGAAAGAAGGGAAUAGUGUUGAGAGGCAACAUGGUAUUAUCACAUCGCGCAAUAGUGUACAUAUUUAUUCAGCAGAUAUCAGGAAACCUAUUUAUCUUUCAUUGUUUGUUCAAGGAGGUUGGGUUUUGGAAAAGGACCCUAUUCUGAUUUUGGACCUGUCUUCACUUGACCAUGUUUCAUCCUUUUGGAUGGUUCAUCAACAAAGUAAAAGGAAGCUGCGUGUGAGCAUUGAACACAAUAUGGGAGGAACUGGUGCUGCUCCAAAGACAAUCAGAUUUUUUGUUCCAUAUUGGAUAAGUAAUGAUUCAUCUCUGCCAUUGGCAUAUCGAGUGGUGGAAGUUGAAACUACAGACAACACAGAGCCUGAUUCGCUUUUACUCUCAAAAGCAGUUAAAUCUGCUAAGAUGGCCUUGAAAGGUCCUAUAAUGCCAAAUGACAGCAGAAAUCCUGGCACACGGAGAAACAUUCAAGUACUAGAAGUAAUUGAUGACACAAGUCCAACUCCUGUCAUGCUAUCUCCACAAAAUUAUGUAAGCCGUGGUGGCGUUUUGCCUUUUCAAUCUCGAAAUAAUGCUUCUCUAUCACCACGUGUGGGAAUUGCUAUUGCUAUUCGCCAUUCUGAACAUUACACUCCUGGAAUUUCUCUUCUUGAACUGGAAAACAAGGAACGGGUUGAUGUUAAGGCAUUUGCACCAGAUGGAUCUUAUUACAAGCUCUCAGCCCUGCUUAACAUGACAUCUGACAGAACAAAGGUUGUACAUUUUCAACCACAGACUGUAUUUAUCAAUAGGGUUGGUCGCAGUCUUGCACUGCAGCAAUGUGGGACUCAACCAGUGAAACUAAUCCAUCCUAAUGAUCCUCCAACACAAUUCCAAUGGCAAUCCAAGGAAAAAGUUGAACUGUUGAAGAUGUGUGUGAAAGGAUACAAAUGGAGUAAACCAUUUAGCAUUGGAAGUGAGGGUGUGAUGUGUGUCUCUAUGAAGAAUGAUAGAGGAAGUGACCAAAUGUAUGUUAGAGUCGAAGUACAAAAUGGAUCAAAAUAUUCACGCUAUGAAGUUGUUUUUCGCCCUGCAUCAUUGUCAAGCCCUUACAGGAUUGAAAAUCGUUCUAUGUUCUUACCCAUACGUUUUCGACAAGUAAAUGGUACCAGUGAUUCUUGGUGGUGUCUUUUUCCUAAUUCGGCAGCUUCCUUUUUAUGGGAAGAUCUUGGUAGGCAACGAUUAUUGGAAGUCAUGGUAGAUGGAGCUGACCCCUCAAAAUCAGAGAAGUAUAAUAUCGAUGAGGUUGCUGACCACCAGCCCAUCCAUGAACCUGGUGGAGGACCUACUAGCGCUUUGCGUAUUACUGUCCUAAAACAAGAGAAGAUGAAUGUUGUUAAAAUUAGUGACUGGAUGCCAGAAAAUGGACUUAAUGCAGUUAUGCCCGGAAGAUCCCCAUCAUCUUUGUCUCAUAUGUCUCAAAGUGAUUUGCAACUUCAACAAUCUCAGGCAGAUUGUGAAUUUCAUGUCAUUGUUGAGCUUGCAGAGCUGGGGUUAUCCAUUAUUGAUCAUACUCCUGAGGAGAUACUCUAUCUUUCAGUGCAGAAUCUUCUUCUGUCACAUUCCACUGGCUUGGGAUCUGGAAUUAGUAGGUUUAAGUUACGGAUGAAUGCAAUCCAGAUAGAUAACCAGUUGCCAUUGACACCAAUGCCUGUUAUCUUAAGGCCACAGAAAGUUGGAGGACAGAUUGAUUACAUCUUGAAAUUAUCUUUGACAGCACAAUUAAAUGGAUCCCUGGAUUUAUGCAUCUACCCAUAUAUUGGUUUCUAUGGUCCUGAAAAUAGUGCUUUUUUGAUAAACAUCCAUGAACCUAUCAUAUGGCGCAUUCAUGAAAUGAUCCAGCGAGUAAACCUCAGUAGGUUUCAUGACAGUCAAACAACUGCCGUCUCAGUUGAUCCGAUUAUACAAAUUGGGGUGUUUAACAUCUCUGAAAUUCAAUUCAAAGUGUCAAUGGCUAUGUCACCAACUCAACGACCAACAGGUGUACUCGGAUUUUGGUUGUCCUUGAUGACUGCAUUGGGGAAUACAGAGAAUAUGGCAGUCAGGAUCAAUCAAAGAUUUCAUGAAGAUGCUUCCAUGCGGCAGAGUGCCCUUAUUAGUACUGCCAUUUCAAACAUUCAGAAGGAUCUUCUCAGUCAGCCUCUUCAACUGCUCUCGGGUUUUGAUAUACUUGGAAAUGCAAGCAGCGCACUUGGAAAUAUGAGCAAAGGUGUUGCAGCUUUAUCAAUGGAUACAAAGUUCAUCCAAAACCGGCAGAGACAGAAAAGCAAAGGUGUGGAGGACAUUGGUGAUGUUAUCAGAGAGGGAGGUGGAGCCCUAGCGAAAGGACUGUUUAGAGGAGUCACUGGAAUUUUGACAAAGCCUCUUGAAGGUGCAAAGUCUUCUGGCGUAGAGGGUUUUGUUCAGGGUGUUGGCAAAGGAAUAAUAGGUGCAGCUGCACAACCCGUGAGCGGGGUCCUGGAUCUCCUGUCAAAAACUACUGAAGGUGCAAAUGCUAUGAGAAUGAAGAUAAUAUCUGCUAUAACUUCAGAGGAACAAUUACUUCGCAGGAGGCUGCCCCGAGUAAUUAGUGCGGAUAAUUUGCUCCGACCAUAUGAUGAGUACAGAGCACAGGGUCAGGUUAUAUUGCAACUGGCCGAGUCUGGUGCAUUUUUUGGCCAGGUUGAUCUCUUUAAAGUCCGGGGGAAGUUUGCUCUGUCUGAUGCUUAUGAAGACCACUUCUUACUUCCAAAAGGAGAGAUACUUGUGGUCACCCAUCGAAGAGUUAUAUUAUUACAAAAACCCUCUAACAUAAUGGCACAGAGGAAGUUCAGUCCCGCAAGAGACCCAUGCUCGGUAUUGUGGGAUGUCUUAUGGGAUGACCUCAUGACAGUUGAAAUGACUUAUGGAAAGAAAGACCAUCCAAGCUCUCCGCCUUCACAGCUUAUUCUCUACUUACAGACAAGAUCGAUGGAGUUGAAGGAUCAUACCCGUGUUAUAGAAUGCAGCUGUGGAACUCAGCAAGCUCUUGAAAUUUAUUCUUCAAUAGAGCAAGCAAUGAACACCUAUGGACCGAACCACUCAAGGGCAAUGAAGAAAAACAAAGUGACAAAACCAUAUUCACCAAGUACCCAUGGCACUUCUGAAGUACUUCCAAAAGGAGGAGCCCUUCUUUGGAGUAGUUCCCAACAAGUCCCCGCGUUGGUUUCCCUGAGCUCAACUUUUGGCAGCAGUGCAACUUGAUUAAUCAAAUGGCAAGGUUCAGAAACUCAGUGCCUGUGGGAACAGUGACUGUUUGUGUCAAAACCAUUUUAAUCUAGAGAUAAUGAUCAGUAGACUUACACAUGCCAUUGAAAGGUAGCCCAAACUCUAUUUUUUAAGAACCUCUGUUUAAUGUAUGGUGUGAAUCCUCUCCAUUGUUUUUUCUCUCUGAAAAAUUAUGAAAUGUAUAAUCCCUAGUUUUCAUUCUUUGAAGAACUUGUUAGACAUUAAAUAAUAUUUUCUUUUUUAGACAAACAAAAAAUACUUGUAAUAUUUAGUAUAUGCAGGAAAUGGAAUUGCCUCAUGAAUUUAUUCAAAAUUGUGACCUCAGCACU
Telopea speciosissima is the source of this 12952-nucleotide messenger RNA. RefSeq lists its product as uncharacterized. The transcript is spliced from 62 exons. Bases 135 to 12599 code for a protein of 4154 amino acids. The record is from RefSeq and is a predicted model, not a curated record. NCBI's taxonomy places the organism in Eukaryota, Viridiplantae, Streptophyta, Magnoliopsida, Proteales, Proteaceae.